Messenger RNA from Cokeromyces recurvatus, 687 nucleotides. RefSeq lists its product as uncharacterized. The transcript has a single exon. The coding region runs from base 78 to 614 and encodes 178 amino acids. NCBI's taxonomy places the organism in Eukaryota, Fungi, Mucoromycota, Mucoromycetes, Mucorales, Mucoraceae. The record is from RefSeq and is a predicted model, not a curated record.
GGGAGAUUUAAUUAAUAAAAGCAUCUUUUCUUUUAUUUAUUUUAUUUAUUUAUUAUUAUUACGCAAUAUAUUAAAGUAUGGACAAUUAUCAACAAGAUGAGUUACUCCCAAAUCAUAUGCCAGUUGAUAUGGCAUUUGUACCUGAUUUAAAGCCCUAUGAACACACACAUGUUAUUCACACAAAUCAUGAACAAUCAGUAGAUGAAAACAAGUUGGCUAAACAUAGUCUUUCACCAGAGAAAUUAGGUGUAGUUGGAUAUAUAAAGGAUGUUGCUGGAUUUGUGAAAGAUGUAGUACAUGAACGACGGGAAAGGAAAACUACGAUUGCUCGAAGAAAUUCUACUUCCUCUAUAAGUUCUACUACUGAAAGGCGUUCAUCAUCACCCUUUAAUGAAGAAGAUAAAGAAAGAGUACAAAGACGAAGAUCCAGUUCUGUAGAACAGCAAACACCCUCAUCUCCUUUGGCUGAUGCAGUUACCAGUUUAUUUCCAGGUGUAGUUCAAACAAAUACAACUACUACUCAUACAACAGGCUGCACUCAUGCUGAAGAACUUCGUAAUCAAAUGAUGCAGAUGAAUGAACAACACAGUCACAAUAACAACAAGCUUUUAUAAAGAAGAAAUUAUAUAUGAAUACACAUGUGUAUAUAUAAAAAAAUAAAAUAAAAUAAAAUAAAAUAAAAAGACA